Molecule: messenger RNA, 1203 nt
Organism: Peniophora sp. CBMAI 1063
Lineage: Eukaryota; Fungi; Basidiomycota; Agaricomycetes; Russulales; Peniophoraceae
Source: the annotation of a GenBank genome assembly
AUGGUCAAGUCAAAAUCAAAGGGUGGCCCUGCAUGGAGGCCGUUGAAAGGAGCCCUGUACAAAGCCAUCAUCCGGAUACAUUACUUCGGCGGCAAGGAACACGUACUGAAAGCCCUGACUGGACGGCCACCGUUUACUCAGAGACUUACAGAAGAUUAUGAUCGUGCAUUGGAGUUACGGAAGGACUUGUUUUAUCUGAACCUCCCCGAACUUAGUCUAUUCGAGGUUCGCUUGAAUAAGCAUCACCAUGACUGUGUGGAACUCUGGUCCAGAGAAGUGCAUCACGGCGAUGAUGACUUUCAACGAACGCUAAUUGAUGUUGAAAAAGACAUCUGGGCUUGUCGAGAUGGGUAUCUCCAGGAAAAAGAGAUCUCUCAGAUACUGCUGUUUUUCGUUCGAUCUAAUUUCGUCGAUAUUGCUCCCAAUUGGAACCCCGUAUGGCAUGUUAGUAGCACAGAUCGCUCGUCGACCGUCCUUCAGUCGCCUUUCGGCCAUCAACCUGGGCCAUCAACAUUCACUCGAUCCUCGAGCCCUUCACGCCUUUCGGACAUGUCCGGGGAUGUUCAAACUCCUUUACACUCGCUCUUCCCUGCUUCGCCACCCGUGCCGAUUCCAACCGGACCGAGAAACCGCUCUGCUACUCUCAUACCAUCUGCGAGAUGGGUCGAGCGCUCCAAGGCUGCUAAAGAAACUGGCGAUCAACCCGUCAGAGCCGUUACGCCCCCCACCAAUGGGAAUGCGGUUCAACACGGCGCAGAGAAUACCCUGCCGGGCAAUCAUCCAGAGAGCUGGACAUCCGUCCGCCCCCAUCUGGAGGACGCACUGAAGCCCUUAUUUGACGAAUUCCCUCAAGCACGUCCACCGACUACAGCUUCGCCUUUCGUGAUGUGCAGAGCGAUCAAGACAGCGCUCAGCUUUCAUCAGACGAAUGGCAUCCAGCAAUCGGCUUCAAAUUCAAACGCGUCAGAGGCCCGUGUGCGAGAGCUUGAGGCUCAAUUAGCUGCAGAGCGAAGCGCUCGCAUCGAAGCUGAGGCGCAAUGCAGGAGCGCCGAAGCUGAUCUUGAUGUCUUGCGAGAAGCGCACGCGCACGCACAGGAGGAGCUCGAUGAUCUGCGUACUGAAUUCAAAGCGCCUGUUCUCGUGCCCGCCAUAUAUCAGGCAUUCCUCGGCAUUCAUGGGAUGACUCGAGACCUUAACGAAUGA